ACUUCAAUUCUCGCCGCGUGUCUGUCGCACCAUUGAAAAAAAAAAAAAAAAAAAAUUCGUUGAGUGAUAAUACGAUAUAAACUAUCGGUAAAUGCACAUCGAAAAUACUUAAUCAAAUCAUUGCUUUAUUUAUGCCAUAAUAAAAAAAAAAUUUCAUCUUAAUAAUUUAUUUAAAAUUCAUAAAAUAAUAGAAAGAAAUUUUUUUUUAUUUUAUUUAUUUAAAAAAAUAUAUAAUUACUAGAUGUAAUCUAGUAAAUGUAAAAAUUAAAAAAAAAUAAAACAAUGUAUAUUCUUUAUUGAAAUAAAAAAAUAAAGAUAUAAUUUAGGUGAAAAUUAAAUUUAAUAAACAAGUUCAGUGUUCAACUGUGUCAGGACUUUUUGCGGCUGACCAAAUAUUGGUUAGCAUCACUUGUUGUGACCUAAGUAAAAUUAGAACUAAAAAAAAAAUUUUUUUUUCAACAAUUCAAUCAAUUUAUCAAUUAACACAUGGUUGAAGAUUAAAAAAAAAUAUAAAAUUUUAAUAUCUCUACUUGUGAAAGUAUGACUUGAUGACUUGAAGACGAGAAUGUAAGUAAGGAGUUUUAAAAUUAUUGAUAUUUUUGGUAAGAAGAGUCAUUAAAUUCAGAAGUGGCGGGACUGAAAAAAAAAAUUUGACAUGGAAAUUAUCAACGAGACGGAUAUCAACAGUCUCAAUGAGACCGAUGACAAUCGUACGGAUACACCAGUCUACUCAAUCGGCUCGGAUUUCAUGACAAAAUGGCGAGUAACGCAAUUACAAAAACAACCGAAACAAGUUUGUCGUUAUGUUUAUGAUCUUUUGAGUGCUGAAUGUACACCACUGAAUGGUUCUUGGCUUGAUCCAACUGAUUCACGAAUGUAUAAUGCCGAGUACAAUGAACUUCUCACAGAUUGGUCAAAUAAUUUUACCAAUGCUACUAAUUCAUCGAGAGAUGAUGUCUUUGGCCCAACUGAAAGUCCUCCUCCUUUUGAACUUUGGCAAUCGAUACUUAUUGGAAUGGGUUUGGCUGUAUGUAUAGUGUUAACAAUUUGUGGUAACAUCUUGGUAUUAUUGGCUUUUAUUGUGGACAGAACAAUUAGACAGCCAAGUAAUUAUUUUAUUGCAUCAUUGGCUGCGACAGAUAUGCUAAUUGGAUCAAUAUCAAUGCCAUUUUAUACAGUUUAUGUAUUAAAAGGAUCUUGGAAUUUAGGACCAUUACUAUGUGAUCUUUGGUUAUCAGUUGAUUAUACUGUUUGUUUAGUAUCACAAUAUACUGUAUUAUUAAUAACAAUUGAUCGUUUUUGUUCAGUUAAAAUAGCAGCAAAAUAUCGUAGUUGGAGAACUAAAAAUCGUGUUAUUUAUAUGGUUACAAUAACAUGGAUAAUACCAGCAUUAUUAUUUUUUACAAGUAUAUUUGGAUGGGAAUAUUUUAUUGGUUAUCGUGAUUUAAAACCACAUGAAUGUGCUGUACAAUUUUUAAAAGAUCCAGUAUUUAAUACAGCAUUAAUAAUUGGUUAUUAUUGGACAACACUUGUUGUAUUAUUUAUACUUUAUGGUGGUAUAUAUAAAACAGCAUAUGAUAUGCAAAAAAAAAGUGAAGCUAAACAAAGAAAAAUGCAAUCAAUGGUUGCAUUAAGUGCUGGUGCAAUGUCUGGUAUGGCUGGACGUGCUGCUGGUAUUGGUAUAUCAAAAACUCAAAGUUCAAUAUUAAGUGUUGAAAAACCAUCAACUGAUAGUACCAUUGGUGGUACUAUAACAGCUGCAACUGAUAUUAAUACACAAGAUAAUAAUAAUAAAAAUGAUAAUAAUAAUUUAAAAACAACAGCAUCAGCAACAACAACAACACCAAAUAAAAAAACAACAUUAACUUUAAAUCAAAAUAAAGAUAAUGUUAAUAAAUUAACAUCAGAAAUGGAAAAAUCAGAACGUUCAAGUAGUCCAGCAUUUGAUUCAGAUGAAGAAAGUACUGUUGGUCCAACAACAACAACAACAAAAACAACAGUAACAUUAACAUCACCAUCACCAACAACAAGUGGUGUUAAAAAAAAAUCAACACUUGCUGGUUUAAUGGUACAAACUGGUGCAUUACAUUUUUCAGCAAAUGGUCGUUUAAAUGGUAUGGUACCAGUUAAUAUGGAAGCUAAUAAUCAAAAUGCUAAACAGCCUUUAUCAACAAGUCCAUUGCCAGAUAUAACAGCUACAAAAAAUCAAACACUGCCAAAAAUACAAGAAACUAGUAUUAUUGAAAGUGAAAUACAAUAUGAAAUUAAUAAUCAUGAAUAUGAUAGAUCAAGUUGUACUUUAACACCUGAACAAUCAUUACGUUCAACUGAUAAUAUUGAAUUGGAGCAAAAAAAUAUAAAUAGUAAUAAUAAUAAUAAUAUUACUAAUGAUAAUAGUAACAAUAAUUGUAAUAAUAAUAAUAACAAUAGCAAUAGUAAUAAUAAUAGUAACAACAACAACAACAACAAUAGUAAUAAUAGUAAUAAAAUAUUAAAUAAUCAAAAAAAUAAUAUAAUACCACCACCAACACAAUUUCGUGGUUGUUCACCAGGCUCAGAUAGUGCAUCAACAACAUCAUCAAUUGAUAGAACAAGAUCAACAAUUGGACAAGGUACGUACGAUAUAUUGACUGGUCUUGAUGGUGCUGAUUUUCGAUAUAUGGAUGAAAGUUCUGUGAUCGUACCCAGUCCAUCAUACGAGAGUCCACCAUCUUCAUUUUCCUGUAGUCUUGCUAAUCCAUUAUCAACAGCUCCAUCAUCACCAAUAAUGGCACAUACUGGUCAAACUGGAUUAAAUACUAGUUUGUUGCAAGCAGCUUUAAUACGUGCAACUGCACAACAAACUGGUACAAUACAAUCAUAUCCUAAUGUAAUAUAUCCCAAUGUUAAUCAUGCAUCAUGUCAAACAAAUUCACCUUGUGUAUUUGUUAAAAAUAAAACUAAUACUGCAUCACAAACUUCACCCACAGUAAGCAAAGUCAACACUGAAGUUAUAUUAAAAACAGCUGAUAAUAAUAAAAAUUUACAACCAAUAACAACUGUCGUUAAUAAAACUGUUAAUGAUUCAACAACAAUUAUUAAUAAUAAAAUUAAUGAUGAAAAAUUAAGUAUGUCAGUUCAACAAACAUCUUCAAGUAGUAAUCAACAAAUAAUAACAACAACAACAACAACAAAUGAUACAACAAUUUCUAAUACAAAACGACAAUCAAGUAAAAAAAAUAAUAAUGAUGAUGAAGAAGGUGGUAGUGGUUCAAGACGUGAUUUUGUUAAAUCAAUUGGUAAAAGAUUAAAAGCUAAAACAGCUAAAAAAGAUUUAUUAUUUGGUAGACAAAAAUCAAGAACUGAAAAUCGUGCUAGAAAAGCAUUUCGUACAAUAUCAUUUAUAUUGGGUGCAUUUGUUGCAUGUUGGACACCAUAUCAUAUAUUAGCAUUGGUUGAAGGUUUUUGUUCAAAUCGACCAUGUACAAAUGAACAUCUUUAUAUGUUUUCAUAUUUUUUAUGUUAUGCUAAUAGUCCAAUGAAUCCAUUUUGCUAUGCAAUGGCAAAUCAACAAUUUAAAAAAACAUUUACAAGAAUAUUAAAGGGUGAUUUGCACAUGACAUAAAAUUUAUAAUUAAAAUAAUAUUUAAAAUUAAUUAAAUAGAAUAAUUGUUAAUUUAAAAAAUAUAUUAAUGGAUUUAUAAAUUAUUUGCCACAAAAAAUUAAAAUUAUGUUUUUUAAAAAAACAAACAAAACAUGCUAACAUAAAUAGUCUGAGGACAAUAAUUUAAUUGAAUAUUUUUACCAUGAUGAUGAUAAUUAUAAGUAGCAUUCAUAUAAGUAUUAAUUUUGUUUUUUUUUUUUUUUUUAUUAAUUUUGUUUACACUGCAACAACAAUGACAAAAAUGUUCGAUGGCCAUUUUAUGUGUAAAUAGAUAAUAUUAUAUAACAUUUCCAAGACCUAAUAAAUUAUGUAAAUUGAUAUAAAAAUUAUUAUUUAAAAAUAAUUCAUAAAUAAUAGAAAAAUUUAAUAUAAUUAAUAAUAGUAAUAAAAAAUAGCAAAAAAUAAUUAUCUCUCUUGAAAUUAUUUUAUAAAUAUUUGAAAAAAAAAAAUAUUAUGUAUUUAUAAAUACAUUUAAUAUUUAAAAAACAUUUAUUUGACAUUUGAGGUAUAUUGUAUAUUGUAGAAAAAAAAAAAAAAAAAUGAGUUAUUAGAACUUAAAAAAAAGAAAGACAAAAAAGUGAAAAUGUCAUAUUAUCAUGAGUAAAAUUUCAAGUAUUAAUAUUGAUAAAAAUGGAUUAUCUUUUUUUGAUUUAUAAAUAACUUUGUAAAAAUAGUAAUAUAUAAAAAUAUGUAUAAUUUAAGAAAUUAUUUACUGAAAGAGUGGCCUACUUUAAAUCAAGUUUUAACAACAAAAGAAUUUGUAGAAAUUCAUGCUAAUCUCUUAAUACAAUAACACAAAUGUUCCAGACGACAAAACAAUAUAUACUCGUGAUUAUUAUUUAAAAAAAAAAAAUAUAACAUUACAUUAUAUAAUAGUAUGUUCAUUUAUUUAAAUUGAUUUUCAUGUAAAACAUUUGUGUUGUCAUCAGUGUGUAUAUUUAAUCAAUAAAUUGAUAACUUGUUUAGAAAUGACAAUUGUUAAAAUUAUCAAUGGUGUGUAAAUGCUUUUAUGCGUUGUAAUAAGUGAAGUAGUAUUACGAUGAUAUUACAUAAACGAAAAUAAAUUGUUAAUUUAACUGUAUGAAUUAUGGAUGAAUGCUUCGUCAUGAGUAUAAUGUUGACUGGAUAGUAUUAAUCUCAUUAUAUUUUUUCUGUACACAUGGAAAACACAAUAAUAACUUUGAAAUAAAUAUAGAAAUAAUCAAUAGUAAAUGUUAAAUACCAUUGGAACAUAUCCAUAAAAUUACAUCUAGACUAUCACAAUUAAUUUAUUCAAUUUUACACUUAUUUUAUUUAUUUAUUGUUUUUUAAAGAAAAAAAAAUUUAUAAUGAAAAUGGACACUUUGCUGGUCAAAGUAAAUCUAUUUAAUUUUUUUUUUUCUUUCAUUAUAUUAAGGUUUAAAAUCUCUGUUAAUUUAUAGCUGAUUUGUUUUAUUAUUUUUUACAAUAAUAAAAAAAAUAAUUAAUUAAAUUUUAGUAUUAUAAAAUUAUAAUAUGAUGAUAUUGAAAAAAUAUAAUGAUGAUUGUUUAUUACUAGAAUGAAAAAAUAAUAAGUAAAUUAAUUUAUAAAUAAUAUCAUUUUACUGAUGAAAUUUAUAUUUAUUUAUUAACUUUUGAAUUGAAAGCCUAUAAUGUAUUUAGGCUAUUGGAUAAUAUGAAAUAUUGUUCGUUUAAUUGUGGUAACCAGAAUGAUGAUCUAGUAGAAAAUAUUUAUUUCUAAUUAUAACAAUACUAAAAAAAAUACUAAGAAAAAUUAUUUAUUCAAUAAAAUCAUCAUGAAUUUGAACACACAAUUUUUUUAUACUUUUAAAACACUACCUCAAGAUAAUACUCUUAUAAAAAGAAAAAAAAAAUAAAUGAAUGAUUAUUAAUUGACAACUGUAAAGAUAAUUAAGAAUGCAAAAAAAAUUUUUAAACAAAUUUAAAUUAUAAAAACUAUCAACGGCCCAGUGAGAUAUAUAUAUCAUAAAAAUAAUGAAUUUAUUGUAGACAUUCAAAGUAUAUUAAAAAAGAAGUAUAUUCAAGAACUCAUUGAAUACAGUUAGAGUUAAAAAAAAAAAUCACAAACAUAACGAAAAUUUAUAAAUAAAUUGAGAAUCAAAAUAUAAUAAUUUGAAAAAAUAAUACAGAAGUAAUUGAAAAAUAAAAUAAUUCAAAUGUGUGUAAAUACAAAAAAGGUAUAUAAAAAAAGCUGAUUUCAUCGGAGGGCUAUUCAUUGGUGUGGUCAUGGUGUCACUCUGGGUGUAGUCACGUGUAGUUAUGGAGUAUUUGUACUUUUUUAUUUAAAAUAUUAAGUUUUUUGUUUAUUUAUUUAACAACAAACGCAAAGCUGGAAAAUUAUGAAAAUUUAGGAAUACAAUAUAUAAAGCAAAACCCCCUGAAUAUUAUCCACUAUAUGAAUUUCCAACCGAAACGUUUGUUGAUGAAUAAAUAAAUAUAGCAGGUCAAUCUCUUAUAGUACAGUUAUUAUUAUCAAUAUGUAUCACUAUUGAUAAUAAUAAGAAACUUAAAAUUGUAGUUGAAAUCUAGUAAAUAGUGUAGUCAUUGUCGUUAUGUAUAAGAUGUAGUAGGUGUAGUACUUGUGUUUUUCGACUACAUUCCAAUAACUAUGGUGUCACUAAAUCUGGCCAUGAAUAGCCUUUCGUAUUCAGUCAAAAACUACUUUGCCCGACAAUCUAAAAGAAUUAAAAAAAUAUAGAAAAACUAGAUCAAUUAUUAAAUAUACAAGAAAAAAAUAAAAAUAAAAAUACAUUUAUGAUUCCAGUUGUUAAAAAGUGUAUCAACAUUUGUAGUAAUUUGUCGAAAAAAAAGGGGAAAAUAAAAUCCAAGUAGAUGUAAUAAGCUGUAAUAAUGGAUG
Molecule: messenger RNA, 6500 nt
Organism: Aphidius gifuensis
Lineage: Eukaryota; Metazoa; Arthropoda; Insecta; Hymenoptera; Braconidae
Gene: mAChR-B
Product: muscarinic acetylcholine receptor gar-2
Exons: 5
Coding region: 656-3604 (982 amino acids)
Biological process (GO): G protein-coupled receptor signaling pathway, coupled to cyclic nucleotide second messenger; adenylate cyclase-inhibiting G protein-coupled acetylcholine receptor signaling pathway; chemical synaptic transmission
Cellular component (GO): dendrite; synapse; membrane
Molecular function (GO): G protein-coupled acetylcholine receptor activity; G protein-coupled serotonin receptor activity
Source: RefSeq, a predicted model, not a curated record